GCCCUCGAUUACAUCCUCACUCAAUAUUGGUGCCCGCGGCAGCCCAACACCUCAAGAUGUCGGCGCCAACCGCGAAUCCCAAGACUUCGACCCCUUCGUGGUUGCUCAUCGGACCCCGCCGCGAUAUCUUGCCGGCGGUCUUUGACACAUAGAUAAAGGCUGAAAGUCCUCGAUCGUGUCGAUGACUUCAAGAAUAUUAUCAGAUCAAUACCAAUUAUUCGUCUGAAGACAUCAAGGAAGAAGCAAGAUGCUGUAUCUUCAUGCGACACUGGUGACAGUCAACCCUGACCGGGAUGUUAUCCUCGAUGGAGCUAUCCUCGUCAAGGGAGACAAGAUUGCUGAUAUUGGAAAAUCGGAAGCUUUGAUUGCUAAACAUCCAGACGAGGAACAUGUUGAUCUUACUGGGAGGAUUAUCAUACCUGGUCUGAUCACUACACAUAUGCACACAGCUCAAACGCUGCUUCGAGGAGCUGCUGAUGAUCUGGAACUGGUCUCAUGGCUUUGUGAAAGAGUUUGGGUGAUGCAGGGCAAUUUCACAGCUGAGGAUGGCUAUGCAGCUGCGAGGAUCAGUAUUGCCGAAAUGCUGCUGACUGGAACGACUUGCUUCUUGGAGAGUAUGUUUGCAGAUAGAUACGGCUUCGAUGGCUUAUGUCGAGCUGUUGAAGAAAGUGGCAUUCGUGGAUGUCUAGGCAAAAUCGUCAUGGACAUCGGCACUUAUGCCAAGGAUUCCGCUUGGGUAAUGCAUCCAGGUCUUGUCGAAAACAGAGAAAUGUCCUUAUUAGGUGCACUCAGUAUGCAUGAGAAAUGGGACAAGAAAGCAGAUAAUAGGAUUAGGGUUUGGUUUGGAGCUAGAACUCCUGGAGGAGUUUCAGAUGGCCUCUACAAAGAGAUGACUGCGAUCUCGAAAGAGAAAAAUAUCCCUAUCACAAUGCAUUGUGCAGAAGUAAAGGCAGAUAGAGAAUUCUUCGCAGCCCAAGACCAUACCCCGAUGUCCUAUUGCAACUCAGUCGGCCUUCUCGGUCCCAGCACAGUCCUCGUCCACAUGGUUCAUCUCGACGAUUCAGAUAUUGCAAAAUUAGCAGAAACCGGCACUCAUGUUGCACAUUGCCCGACUUCAAACGCCAAACUUGCAUCAGGAAUCUGUCGACUGCCUGAACUACUCAACUCAGGCGUCAACGUUGGACUCGGCACCGACGGAGCACCAUGCAACAACACCAAUGACCUGUUGCAAGAAAUGAAGCUCGCUGCCAUCAUCCACAAAGCGAAGAGCUAUGAUCCAACUAUGAUCAAUGCCGAGCAAGUCAUGGAGAUGGCUACCAUCAAUGGCGCAAAAGCACUUGGACUGCAAGAUUCGAUCGGGAGCUUGGAGGUUGGCAAGAAAGCGGAUUUUGUGUCUAUUGAUAUGCGGAAAGUUCAUCUGCAGCCCUACUUUUCGGCUGUGAGUGCGGUCGUGUAUUGUGCGACGGGCAAGGAUGUUGAGAUGGUUGUCGUGGAUGGCAAGGUUGUUGUUAAGGAAGGAAAGCUACAGACGAUGAAUGAGGAGGAAGUAUGGAAAGAGGCGGAUGUGAGAGCUCAUCAAAUUUUAAAAAGGGCAGGGUUGACGGAGAAAGUCAAGGGAAGAUGGCCAACGAAGUGAGAGGAGGAUGGAUACCUAACCGAGGAUAGAGCAAUGUAUGAGAGUUCACUCCAAUCGAGUAGUUUGCUCGCGGUCGAAAUGUCGACAUGGACGUUUCAGCACAAUUUCUCAUAUUUGCGUCUAUACCAGGAGCUCAAGCCCUAAUUAUUUAUCAAAGUCCCCGAUUCUUAUCUGUCAAGUGACACUUUUCACAGUAUUGAAAACUGAAGCUCCAAACUUCUCCAGAGCCUGGGAAAACACCUGAACACGAUUCACGUGACACCUAACUUGAAAGUCUUCCAUGUUAUUCUUCUGCUUUGUCACUACACAUUUGCAUGCGUUUGUCAAUCAAAAUGAACAAAUCCAUCUAAUUCC
Mollisia scopiformis is the source of this 1990-nucleotide messenger RNA. RefSeq names its product atrazine chlorohydrolase/guanine deaminase. Gene Ontology annotation, molecular function: hydrolase activity, acting on carbon-nitrogen (but not peptide) bonds. The record is from RefSeq and is a predicted model, not a curated record. The coding region runs from base 248 to 1636 and encodes 462 amino acids. NCBI's taxonomy places the organism in Eukaryota, Fungi, Ascomycota, Leotiomycetes, Helotiales, Mollisiaceae. The transcript has 5 exons.